AUGGCAUAUCGUCGCGGGGGAGGGCGGCUUCAUCGCCUCCUCCUCUCACUACUUCCCAUGCGGGUUCCCGCCCAAUCUGUAUGCCAUCUCUGCCUGGUCUCUUCUAGACCUCAGUACUCUCUCGCUCGCUUGUUGCCUUUUUUGGGAAAAGCAUCAUCAGCGAAGCAUCGUCUCUCACGCAACCACCAACCCCUGACGAUUCGGUUGUGUUUCGAUUGCGUUGAAGAAGAAGAGAGAAGGCGUUAG
Messenger RNA from Caenorhabditis briggsae, 246 nucleotides. Lineage: Eukaryota; Metazoa; Nematoda; Chromadorea; Rhabditida; Rhabditidae. The record is from RefSeq and is a predicted model, not a curated record. The coding region runs from base 1 to 246 and encodes 81 amino acids. The transcript has a single exon.